AUGGAGGCCGCCGUGAAGGAGGUGCUCUUCGAGACGCGACGUCACGCUUCGAGGCCUUACACCUCCAAUUAUCCUCCUCAGCAGCAGCUGAGAGGAAGUGGUGGAGGCAGUUUGCUAUCGUACCUUCCAUUUCGAGGAAUUACCCAACUGAGAGACAAGUGGAGUAAAAAUAGACAACCAAGAAGAUCAAGAAGAUUGGUAUCCUUGUUUGUCUCUGCAAUGGGUGAUUAUGUCGCUGUGGCUUCCGGGAACCAGAUAACGAUUUUGCCGAAAAAUAAUGAUUACAAGGAGCCAGUGGGAAUAUUUACGUGUGCUGGUGCUACCACUUUUACCUGCGGAACUUGGUCCGAAUCUCAUGAACUACUUGGAGUUGCUGAUGACAUUGAUACAAUAUAUAUUAUCAAACCAAAUGGUGAAGAGAUGACUAGAAUUACAAAGAGGCAUCUGAAUGCCUCUUCACCUUUUCUCGGUUUGAUUGUACAGGAUGAUGCUUUGAAGAAACAAUCUUACUUAUGUGCCUUCACUAUAUUUGUUUCAGAUGGUACUUUUCAUGAUAUUGAGAUCAGUAAGGAUCCAAGCGCCUCUAUUUUUCCUACACAAGCACUGAACAGUUCUCAAAGGCUAAGACAGUUUCCCCAGGAAAUUUGUUGCUGGGACUACCAUACGAAACUUUCUUUACUUGCCAUAGCUAGUAGUGUUGGAUCUUGUAGUAUUUCCAUUUGGCGAAAAUCAAACUUAGAAAUGGAGCCAUUGGCUUCUGUUAAGUUUGAGGGUUCAUAUUCCAUAGCAAAAGAAUAUCAUGGUCAACUGACAUCUCCAAAAGUGCUCUUCUCACUGCACGGCAAUUAUGUUGCUUCCCUGGAUUUUGAAGGGUGCUUAGUCAUUUUUCAGUUUGAUGAAGAAACGUGUUCACUCUCAAAACUCUCUGAUGGUAGGAGCUGCACAAAUGACAUAUCAAGCAGUGGAGCAGAAUUUCUACAUGACAUUGUGGAUUUCACUUGGUGGUCUGAUGACGUACUCACUGUGCUGAAGUCACAGUGGUUAUCUUCUGCACAAGGAGUUCAUGAGAUAAAUUCUAUAUUUCCCACCAUCAAGGACCUAGGUUUUGUGCUUUUUGAGUGUGUGGAUAAAGUAGGAGCAACAGAAGAUGCUGCAAGGGCUUUAAUUUCUUUUGGUCUUCGCUUAACGGAUUCUUACAGAUUUUCUGAGUUGGAAGAUAAUGAGAAUGAGCAAAUUUGGAAUUUUCGUUUGGCAAGACUUAAGUUACUACAGUUCAGAGAUAGGCUGGAGACAUUUGUUGGUGUAAACAUGGGCAGAUACUCUGUGCAGGAGUAUAUCAAAUUCCGUCAAUUGCCCAUAGGAAAAGCUGCUUUGGUUCUUGCAGAAAGUGGGAAGAUUGGUGCUUUGAACCUUCUAUUUAAGCGUCAUCCUUAUUCUUUGAUUCCUUCAAUGUUGGAAGUUUUAGCUGCUAUACCCGAGACUAUACCAGUUCAAUCCUAUGGACAGCUGCUUCCAGCAAUUUCUGCUCCUUCCAGUAUUGUUCUAAGGGAUGAGGAUUGGGUGGAAUGCGAAACAACAGUGAUUUUCCUCAAAAAUCUCCAUGGCGAUCAUGUGGGAAGUAUCCAAUAUAUGACUGAACCUGUAAUGAAGCACAUGGCGCUUCAAUGGCCAUCUGUUUUUGAACUUUCUACUUGGUACAAGAAUAGAGCUAGAGAAAUUGAUACCUUAAGCGGACAGCUGGACAACUGCAUGUGCUUGGUUGAUUUGGCCAUCCGUAAGGGAGUCUCCGAAUUACAGCAAUUCCAUGAGGAUAUUUUUCACUUGCAUCAGCUAAUAUACUCUGAUGAAACUGAAGAUGGCAUCAGCUUUUCUAUGAGCCUUGCUAACUGGGAACAACUACCAGAUUAUGAAAAAUUCAAGGUAAUGAUGGUGGGUGCCAAGGAGGAUAAUGUGAUUACUCGAUUACAUGAAAAGGCGAUUCCAUUCAUGCAAAGGAGAUUUAAUGCAUUGAAUUCCAAUGAUGCUACCAAUGGUUAUCCAACACAAGAUAAGACUGUUGACUCAUUCCUGGUCAGAUGGAUGAUAGAAGUUGCGACCCAGAAUAAACUGGACAUUUGCUCAAUAAUAAUCGAAGAAGGGUGCAGGGAUAUGGCUAAGACUUAUCUUUUCAAAGAUCAAGUGGAGCUUGUUGAUUGUGCUCUUCGAUGUAUAUACUUUUGCACUGAUGUAGAUAGCUGGAGCACUAUGUCUACCAUUUUGUCUAAGCUUCCACAGUUGCGAGACCUUGAAGAUGAGGAUAUAAAGGAUAGACUUAAACUUGCAGAGGGCCACGUUGAAGCGGGACGAUUGUUGGCAUAUUAUCAGGUUCCCAAGCCAAUAAGUUUCUUCCUGGAUGCACGCUCAGAUGAAAAGGGUGUCAAACAAAUUAUUCGUCUUUUACUUUCGAAAUUUAUUCGCUCGCAACCGGGUCGGUCUGACCAUGAUUGGGCAAGCCUGUGGCGUGAUUUGCAAUCCCUUCAAGGGAAGGCAUUCACAUUUUUGAAUUGGGAGUACAUGUUGAUUGAGUUCUGUAGGGGUUUGCUGACAGCUGGAAAGUUUGCAUUAGCAAGGAAUUACCUGAAAGGCACCAGUACUGUUAAUUUGGCAACAGAUAAGGCAGAAAAUCUUGUUAUUCAAGCUGCAAGGGAGUAUUUUUUCUCAGCACCAACUCUUGCUUGCUCUGAGAUCUGGAAGGCUAAGGAAUGUCUGAGUAUUUUCCCUAGCAGCAGAAACGUCAGGGCAGAGGCUGACAUCAUUGAUGCUGUUACAGUCAGACUUCCAAACCUUGGAGUCAACCUUCUCCCGAUGGCAUUCCGGCAAAUCAAGGAUCCCAUGGAAAUUAUUAAGUUGGCAGUUACUAGUCAAGGUGGAGCUUAUCUAAAUGUUGAUGAAAUUAUUGAGGUUGCUAAGCUUCUCGGAUUGAGCUCACAGGAAGAGCUAUCAACAGUUCAGGAAGCCAUUGCCAGAGAAGCAGCAUUCGCGGGAGAUGUACAACUGGCUUUUGAUCUGUGCCUCGUGCUUGCCAAAAAGGGGCACGGUUCUAUUUGGGACUUGUGUGCUGCUCUUGCCAGGAGCCAAGCUAUCGAGAGCAUGGACUUGAAAUCCCAAAAACUGCUUUUAGGUUUUGCUUUGAGCCAUUGUGAUGAAGAAUCAAUAGGUGAGAUCCUUCAAGAGUGGGAGGACGUUGAGAUGCAGGAGCAAUGUGAAACUAUGAUUGUAUUGACUGGAAGAGAGCCUCCUGAAUUCUCGGAACAGAGUUCAGUAAACUCUGGCGAGUUUUCUGAGAGAAUUAAUGUGAAAUUUGAUGACCACGAGUCACAGGUUGAAAUGGCAAAAAGUGUGCUCUCACAUGUUGCUAAAAAUUUAUCAUCUGAAAAUGAAUAUGAACGGGAAUCCAUUCUUAAGGAGAACAGGAAGGUGCUUUCAUUUGCUGCCUCACAGCUCCCAUGGUUGCUCGAAUUGAGUGAAAGCGAAGAAUUUGGGAAAAGGCUUCCUUCAGGUUCAGCACCUGCAAUCCAAUACGUCAGUAUAAGAACCCAAGCAGUGAUGAGUAUUUUGUCGUGGUUGACGAGGAGUGGUUUUGCCCCAACGGAUAAUAUGAUUGUCUCUCUUGCUAAAUCAAUUAUGGAACCACCUGUUUCAGAUGAGGAGGAUUUUAUAGGUUGUUCUGUUCUGCUAAAUCUUGUGGAUGCCUUUCAUGGUGCUGAAAUAAUUGAACAGCAGCUGAAAACAAGGGACAACUACCGUGAAUUUUCCAGUCUCAUGAAUGUGGGCAUGAUAUAUAGUUUGUUGCACAGUUAUGGCACUGAAUGUGAGGAUCCUGCUCAAAGGAGGGAGCUGUUGCUGAAUAAGCUUCAAGAGAAGCACAGACUACUCAGUUCAGACGAGUGCAGUAUUGUACACGAAGCACAAUCAACAUUCUGGAAUGAAUGGAAAGUGAAAUUAGAACAACAGAAGACUAUAGCAGAUAAAUCAAGGGUAUUGGAGAAAUUAAUACCUGGGGUGGAUACCUCUCGUUUCUUUUCUGGAGACAGAGAGUAUAUACAGAGUGUUGUCUUUUCUCUUAUCGAGUCUGUAAAAGUGGAGAAGAAGAGCAUUCUGAAGGACACCUUAGUUUUAGCUCAUACAUAUUGUCUGAAUCAUAGCAAGGUUAUUCUGUAUUACCUGAAUACCAUACUUGUUUCCGAGGUAUGGAGUGUUGAUGAUAUCAGAGAGGAAAUUGCAGAUUUUAAGGAAGAAAUACUUGCCUAUGCUGGUGAAGCCAUUAAAACCAUUUCUUUGUCUGUUUACCCCGCAAUCGAUGGUCGUGAUAAGCAAAGACUUGGAUUUGUAUAUAAUCUGCUUUCUGAUUGCUAUAUGCAUCUAGAAAAAUUGGGGAAAUUAGAAAAUGCUCUUUGGCUAGCACGUUUUUGCAAAAUCGUUGGUCAAGAAUGCAGCAGGGUUUCCUUCAUUGAGGGCCUCGACUUUAAAAACAUUGCCAGUUUACAAGAUCUUAAUUUGAAUAGCUUCAAUGAUGAAGUUUGUUCUCAAAUAGACGAGAGCAAUGUAGAGGCACUGGCAACAAUGGUUCAAAACCUUGUCCUCUUAUGCGGUGAUACAGUUCCUGAGGGUCUUGUAUCUUGGAAUCAUAUAUAUGCACAUUAUGUGUUGAGCUCUUUGGUCACUUUAGAAGAAAAGGCCGAAAGAGAGAAGGCCCAUUUUCAAAGCUCGGAAGAAAUUAACUCUUUUGUAGACGAGAUCGAGCAUACAUAUGAUAAAAGUUCAAAAUAUUUCAGAUUUAUCGAGCAUCCAGGCAUCUCAGACAUAGUGCUUCGCUUUUUCACUAUCAUCAUACCGAUUGAUAAAAAUUUGAAGAAUUUCCCUUGCGACUCAACUGGGAAGGAGUGCCUGGUCAAACUUAUAACCUUCUGGCUCAGGUUGAUGAAUGAUAUGAACGAGCUAAUUACGUGGGAUAUCUCAACCGAAAGGUUUUACUCUGAAUUUUCAGUGAAAUUCCUUGAUGUUUCUAGAGAUUUGCUCAUCCACGGGAUAAUAUCACCUAAACAGUGUUGGUGCACUGCUGUUAGCUAUGUGACAUAUGGCCUUCAAAAUAACUCUGCCAUUGAAACUUUCAACUUUUUCCGAGCCAUGAUCUUUAGCGGCUGCGGUUUUGAAGCUGUAGUUCGUGUCUUUUCCGAAAUCAUUCACCAGGUCCCACCUGAAACAUCAUUGUCAAUCACAGCAACUGCAGAGACUUCUGUCGAUAUCCAAGAUCUUCCAAACCUGUACCUGAGCAUACUGGACACCCUUUUGCAGGAACUAGCCCGAGGGUCCAACAAUUGCCAGAAUUUGCACUAUCUGCUAUCGUCCUUAAGUAAAACGGAGGGCAACCUAGAAGAUCUCAAGAAAGUAAGACUUUCUGUUUGGGAGAGAAUGUCUAGUUUUUACGAAAAUCUACAGCUGUCGAGCAAUACUCGCGUGUACGCGUUGGAGCUCAUGCAGUUAAUCUCUGGGCAAAAGAUAAAUUCGGACAUGUUCUCUCCCGAGGCCCCCGUGUGCCUUCUUCAGCCUUGGGAUGGCUGGGAUGAUUUACAGAGUAGAAACAUAAAAUCAGAGACCACAUCUAGUGACCUGACUUCAGAGGACACGUCUAGCAGGUUUAUGAGUACCCUCGCGGCCCUUAAAUCGUCGGGGCUAGUUUUGUCCAUUUCGCCUGGCCUGGAAAUUACGCAAGAAGACACUGAAUCGGUGGACUCCGCCGUUUCUUGCUUUCUAAGAAUUUCCGAAUUUGCCACCACUGCUUCGCAUGUUAAUGCUUUACGAUCCGUUUUGGCCGAGUGGGAAGGGCUUUUUAUGACAACCUGUGUGAAUAAAAACGACGCUGUUGAAGUAUCUGAUGAUGCCAACAGCUGGACCAAUGAUGACUGGGACGAGGGCUGGGAGAGCUUCCAGGAAGAAUCGGCCGAGAAAGCCUCAAGGGACGAAAAUGCCCUCUCGGUCCAUCCCUUGCAUAUUUGUUGGGCGACUGUAGUUAAAAAGCUGGCAGCGUGCUCGGGACAUACAGACAUAUUGAAGCUGCUCGACCAAAACGGCCCCAAAAAUUCCAGAGUAUUAUUGCUCGAUGAGGACGAUACACAUGGCAUUUGUCGAGCUUUACUGGAAUCUAACUGCUUUAUAGCUCUCAAGUUGUCGUUAAUGCUUCCUUAUGAAGCCAUACAGUUGCAGUGUUUGAAUGCGGUCGAGAGCAAGCUGGAGGAAAAAGGCAUGUCUGACGAAAUUGCCCUUGACUAUUUCUUUUUUAUUCUCGUUUUAUCAUCUGGAAUUUUACCCAAGAUCAUUGCCCAAAAUUCUUACGGCACCAUAUUUUAUUACAUUUGCUUCUUGGUCGGGAAUUUCUGCCGGCGGGCCCAGGAGGCACGGGUGUCGGCCAAUGAGAGCAAAGAAAGCCUCGAUUUCCUAUUCGUGGAAGUGUUGUUCCCCUGUUUCAUAGCGGAGCUUGUGAAAGCAGGCCAGCACAUUUUGGCCGGAUUUCUGGUGACAAAAUUCAUGCACACGAAUGCUUCGCUUAGCUUGAUCAAUGUUUCGGGGCCGAGUCUGAGGAAAUUCUUCGAAGGGCAAUUUCAGGAAUUCGAGGAGCGAGGGUCCCUGGAGGAGAAUGUAAGCUUCUGCGAACCGCUGUCGAGUACUGUUGCCGGUUUGAUGGGCAAUUUGGGUAAUUUGAUACAAUCGGCAAUGUCGUUUCUGGCAACUGAUGUUAGAUAA
Molecule: messenger RNA, 6780 nt
Organism: Striga hermonthica
Lineage: Eukaryota; Viridiplantae; Streptophyta; Magnoliopsida; Lamiales; Orobanchaceae
Source: the annotation of a GenBank genome assembly